CAAUAGCGCGCUGCUUUACCUCCACGCGCACAGAUUCGCCGAGUGGAGUCUAAACUCGGUCAGGACGCAGGUUUAGCUUUAGAAAACUUUCCGCCUUAAAGACGCUUUGUAGGUAACCAGCACACCGAGGAAUACAGUCUCUCCUCAGUCCUUGCACACAUAAGGAUUAGUAAAUUAUUUAUUUAUUUUUUAUUUUUCUUCAAAUGGGAAUUACAUGCGCGCGUGAAACUUUGGCUCACUUUUCUCUUUAUUGACUCUCGGACCUUUUUUUCGCUCGAAACAUGCCGGAGCGAAUAAGCAUUUCGGACUUCGUGGUCCUGACAAACGAGGAUUUGUCUUCGCCGGGGACUUCGAGCUUUCAGUCCAAAAUGAGCGACUGUCGGAACACAGUUUCAACCGUGGAGGAGUCUCUGGAGAUGGACCACACAACUCUGCAGAGGAUGAAGAAGAUGAUCAAAGCUAUUCACACAUCUGGACUCUCCCAUGUGGACAUCAAGGAGCAGUAUAUCGAGGUACUGGAGAACCUGGGGAAUAGCCACCUGACCCAGGACAACAACGAGGUCUCCACGGGUUUCCUCAACCUGGCUGUGUUCACCAGAGAGGUCACAGCACUCUUCAAAAAUCUGGUGCAAAACCUCAAUAACAUCAUGGCGUUUCCACUGGAAAAUGUACUGAAGUCAGAGCUCCGGGACAGCAGACUGGAGCUCAAGAAACAGAUGGAGAAGAGUUGGAAGGAGUAUGACAUAAAAAUAGGGAAACUAGAGAAGGAGAGGAAGGAGAAGACCAGGCAGCUGGGGCUAAUCAGGACCGAGGGAUCAGACGGCGGGGAGGACAUGGAGAGAGAGAGAAGGACCUUUCAGCUGCAAAUGUGUGAGUAUCUUUUGAAGAUCCAGGAGCUAAAGGUGCGUCAGGGUCCUGAUCUUCUCCAGAGCCUCAUCAAAUAUUUCCAGGCCCAGCUCAGUUUCUUUCAGGACGGGCUAAAAGCUGCAGAGAAUCUUGCUCCCUUUAUCGAGAAGCUUGCUGCCUCUGUGCAUACGGUGCGUUUGGACCAGGACGAGGAAGUAAAACAGCUCACUCAGUUGAGGGAUUCUCUCAGAUUACUUCUCCAAGUGGAGGGGAAAGAGGAGUACCUGAACAGGAAGAACUCUGGCAAUGGCUACAGCAUCCACCAACCACAGGGCAACAAAAAGUAUGGGACAGAGAAGUCUGGCUUUCUGCUCAAGAAGAGUGACGGGAUCAGGAAGGUAUGGCAGAAGAGAAAAUGUGGAGUUAAAUUUGGCUGCCUGACCAUUUCCCACAGUACGAUAAAUCGACCGCCUGCCAAAUUGAACCUACUGACCUGUCAGGUGCGACCAAACCCAGAGGACAGGAGGACCUUUGACCUGGUCACUCAUAAUCGGACAUACCAUUUCCAGGCAGAGGAUGAGCAGGAAUGUAUGAUUUGGGUGUCAGUGCUGCAGAACAGUAAGGAGGAGGCCCUGAACACAGCGCUGGGAGGAGACCAGCUUCACCUCCAGGACAGUGGGCUCCAGGAACUCUCCCGAGCCAUCAUCGGCGAGCUUCGACACAUGCCUGGCAAUGAGGCCUGUGCUGACUGUGGUGCUCCAGAUCCAACAUGGCUGUCAACCAAUCUCGGCAUCCUGACCUGUAUAGAGUGCUCUGGGAUCCACAGAGAGCUGGGUGUCCACUACUCCAGAAUCCAGUCUCUUACGCUGGACCUAUUGAGCACCUCUGAGCUCCUGUUGGCUGUCAGUAUUGGCAACACCAGAUUCAAUGACAUCAUGGAGGCAGGCCUUCCAAAUGACUCUGUCAAACCACUGCCACAAAGCGACAUGAAUGCCAGAAAGGAGUACAUUGUGGCGAAAUACGCUGAGCGUCGGUACGUCCUGCGUAGAGAAGAGACAGAUCCCGCUCGGCUAUAUGAUGCUGUGAGGAGUCGCGACCUCACUUCUCUCCUGCAGCUCUACGCAGAGGGAGCAGACCUGGCCAAACCACUCGUGCUGCCUGAUGGACAGGGGAUCAAAGAGACAGCUCUUCAUCUUGCUGUGCGUCUUGAGGAAAAAAGCUCUCUGGCGCUGGUGGAUUUCCUCUGCCAGAAUAGCAACUGCCUAGAGAAGAGAACAGCAGAAGGAAACACAGCUCUACAUUACAGCGUCCUGCAUCACAAACCUGAGUCUCUCAAGUUGCUGCUAAAAGCAAAAGCGUCCCUACACACAGUGAACUCAGCAGGAGAGACGGCCCUUGAUAUCGCUAGGAGGCUGCAGCACAUACAGUGUGUUGACCUGUUGGAGCUGGCCCAGAGUGGGAAAUUUAACUCUCAGAUCCAUGUGGAGUUCACGUGGGAGACUCAGUCUCAGGAGUUCUAUGACAGUGAAGAUGACCUGGAUGAGAGGGUGAGCCCAUUACCCAAAAACCGCUCUCCACAGCCCUCCAAUGGAGGUGGUGGAACUUCCUUUGCACGCUGGAGUGUGGCAGCUACUAGUUCAGGUGGCAGGCCCUGUCAGACGUAUGAGAAUCUAGACUUCCUAUACAGAAAUCCUCCUGCCAACAGUGCCCCCUCUGGAGCAUCCGGGCCACCACCACUGCCAGCUAAAUCCAUCCAAAGAGGUCGCUCAGACCCUCAGAUUUCGGUCACGACACAGGAAGGAAACUCUAUCCCAAGACGUUGCUCUAACCCAGCCUCCCACUCCUCAAGUCCUCAGAUGCAGGCGAGACACAGUCCUCCUUCACCCAACACAGAGAAUCAGGGCCAAGGUGGGAGGCCACCUAGGUCUCCCCACGGACACGGAGGUCUGCUCAGGGGACAGAGGCAGAACUGGGAGGGCCAACCUGGUACUAGUUCUGGGUCUCAAAGCAGUGUCACACCAACAUCAUCUCUGAAUCACAUAGGACCUGUCAGUUCAGAGAAGACCACGUCGUACCGUCGGACCAGCAGUGGAGGAGGCAACCAGGGGAAGUGCGGUGUGUUGUCUCCGAGCUGUGUAGGCAGCCAGGAGGAGCUGUACUGCAGUUUAUUGGCGAAUAGUCCGGGCCUCACCCCAGCUCCUGCUCCAGCCCCGUCGUCAUCACCCACCAUUACCUGCGCCCCUCGACCCCGCAGGAACGCUAUGGUUUCUGGCAGCAGGCCACAUCAGAAGCGUGUCAAGGCUUUAGUGGACUGCCGAGCAGUCAGUUCUGAGCAGCUUGCCUUUUUCAAGGAUGAGAUCAUCGUGGUCACGGCCACUAAUGACCCCCACUGGUGGGUAGGUCACAUAGAAGGGGAACCAUCCAGAAGUGGGACCUUCCCUGUCAACUAUGUACACAAACUGACAGACUGAAGGACAUGGAAAUAUGAAAAGUACUGUAUGAUAACAUACUAGAGGAACUGAACCAGCAUGGGAUGCUCACUGGAACCUUAUCAUUACAAAGUGGAUUUUACCUACAGGAGAGAACAGUGCCAUUCUCCUGGAUUAAACUCAAACUAUAGGGUUUGAGCAAACUGAGAGUAAUUCCACAUGUGGAUGUACUAGCCAAGGGAUACCUGAGGAUAUAGGGAUUAUGCUGUUUCACAUUUACUCAUCUUGGAAACUAAUAAGGGAAUAUAAGGCUUUCAUAGCACCAUAAAGCCUUUUGUCAAAAGACAGUAUUUUUUUACCUGUUGGUCUGUCCUUGGUUUUCUAACUGCUACAUGAUUCUACAGUUGUCUAAAACCAUGAACCACUGUUAAUAGAUACAAAUUAAUUUGUGGUCAGGGUAACUGCUCUAUUGUCCAUUUAACCAUAAAUUACACAGUAUAUUGUAAAUGUUUAAGUUGUAUAGGAACGGUACCUAGAAGCAGACCUUACCUGCAGAGCAAAAUCCUUUGAGGCACUUUAAACUAAUUUAGAGGAAAUCCUCUUAAGAGUUGGCAGAGCUGUAAGUGUGUACCUAGCUGUGUGCCUGUUGUAUAUGGAUAUAGCUGCUUUUUGUUCUGAGCGGAAACUACAGUCUUUUAAAAUCACAGUUCACUGAAAGACUGGAUGUGAGGUUCAAACCUGCCCAGUGUCUGUUGCAGCCUGUCCUGGGACUCUAAAAGUGGCUUUGUGCCUGCCAGCCUGUCUCCAACAAAACGCCAGGCGUCUGGGCAGCCCCGAGGAGAGAUGUGAAACUUUAGCUGUGCCAUCUUGACUCUGGGCAUGACUUGCUGCCUGCAAGGAGAGGAGGAGGAUCCAGUUUCUUCUGGCUCCAGGCAUCUGUCUCUGGAGAACAUGGGAUAGCAACCGUGUGUUAGGAAAAAAAAAACUCUCUCUGCUCUACCAGGAAAUGGCACUUAAAGAGGACUUGUUGGUAACAGCACCCCACUGCAGUGAUUUGUUCAGUGGACACACAGUUACUUGCUAUGGGCAUAUGUGUAUCACCGCAUAUAUACACAAACUCAUUUGCACUUACUAUACACACAGAUUCACUUCCUGGAAGUAGGACCCUUUAGGAAAGAAAGAAAGAGUUGAGAGUAGGAGAGAACUGCUCCACAUUUUUAAAUCAAUAACAAAUGUAACACAUUUCACAGCAGUUCCACACAAUUUGUUGUACAUACUUGUCUAAAAAUGUCCACUUAUAUGUACAGUGUAUAUCACGUUUUCUAAUCUGUUAUGCAUUACAAACAAAUGUAUCAUUACAGACAGUGUUACUUUUAA
Lates calcarifer (barramundi perch) is the source of this 4652-nucleotide messenger RNA. It is a transcript of the gene asap3, whose product is annotated as ArfGAP with SH3 domain, ankyrin repeat and PH domain 3. The transcript has 26 exons. Gene Ontology annotation, molecular function: protein binding; GTPase activator activity. The coding region runs from base 282 to 3317 and encodes 1011 amino acids. Gene Ontology annotation, biological process: positive regulation of GTPase activity. Gene Ontology annotation, cellular component: cytoplasm. The record is from RefSeq and is a predicted model, not a curated record. NCBI's taxonomy places the organism in Eukaryota, Metazoa, Chordata, Actinopteri, Centropomidae.